Lindgomyces ingoldianus is the source of this 1392-nucleotide messenger RNA. Its product is annotated as methionine aminopeptidase 2-like protein. NCBI's taxonomy places the organism in Eukaryota, Fungi, Ascomycota, Dothideomycetes, Pleosporales, Lindgomycetaceae. The record is from RefSeq and is a predicted model, not a curated record. Gene Ontology annotation, biological process: proteolysis. The transcript has 5 exons. Bases 1 to 1392 code for a protein of 463 amino acids. Gene Ontology annotation, molecular function: metalloaminopeptidase activity.
AUGGGAUCUAAGACACCCAAAAAUCAUCAUCGAGGUCCAAAAGAGGCAUCCGCAAGAGCUGCAAUUGCUGCCGUCAAUCCUCCCAAGCUAGCCUCAGCAAAUGGACUCCUUCAUGAUGCACUCGAGGGGGAAGACGAAGACGGGGGAGGCGACGACGACGACAAGAUUGGAGCUGACCUGAAGUCCAUUGGUCAGCCCGACAAUAAAGGCAAGAAGAAAAAACGAAAGAGUAACAAGAAGAAGAAAAAGAGGGCCCUAGGUGGACAGCAGACCACUCCUCCGAGGGUUGCACUCGCCAACCUCUUUCACAAUCAGCGAUAUCCGGAGGGCGAGAUUGUCGAGUAUGGCCCCGACACUAGCAGUCUUUUGCGCACCACGGCUGAAGAAUUUCGUCAUUUAUUCAUUGUGAACAACAUGGAUGAUGAGUUCCUAAACGACUAUCGCAAAGCUGCUGAAGUCCAUCGCCAGGUCCGCCAGCAUGUGCAGACGAUCGCAAAGCCCGGCAUUUCCAUGAGCCAGCUUGCCCAAGAGAUUGAGGAUGGGGUUCGAGCACUGACCAACCACCAAGGUCUUGAGACCGGAGACGCUCUCAAAGCCGGCAUGGCAUUUCCGACUGGGCUCUGCUUGAACAACAUAGCUGCUCAUUGGACUCCUAAUCCUGGGGCCAAGGAGACUAUCCUCCAGUACGACGAUAUCCUCAAAGUGGAUUUCGGAGUUCAUGUCAGCGGCAGAAUUGUCGAUAGCGCCUUUACCGUUGCUUUCAAUCCAGUGUACGAUAAUCUGCUCGCAGCUGUCAAGGCAGCCACCAAUACUGGACUCAAGGAAGCUGGCAUCGAUUCCCGGAUUGAUCACAUCAGUGAGGCAAUCCAAGAAGUAAUGGAGAGCUACGAAGUCGAACUCAACCGAAAGAUUGUUCCCGUCAAAGCGGUUCGGAACAUCACCGGCCAUAACAUCCUGCGCUACAAGAUUCAUGGCGACAAACAAGUACCCUUUGUUAAGACGCAAACUACUCAACGCAUGGAAGAAGGCGAUGUGUUCGCUAUCGAAACCUUCGGUAGCACUGGCAAAGCUUAUCUUAGAGAUGACAUAGGAGUUUACGGCUACGGGCGCAAUGAACAUGCCAGCGCUGCUAGUCUUCAUCAUGCCUCCGCGAAAUCGCUGCUGAAGACAAUCGAUGAGAACUUUGGAACUCUGGUCUUCUCCAGGCGUUACCUUGAGCGCAUUGGAGUGAAGCAUUACCACCUCGGCAUGAGAUCACUCGUCUCGAAUGGCAUUGUUGAGUCCUAUGCACCACUGGUCGAUGUUCCUGGCUCUUAUGUCGCACAGUUUGAGCAUACCGUUCUGCUUCGGCCCAAUUGCAAGGAGGUAAUCUCACGAGGAGAUGACUACUAA